GAGAGAGGGAACUCCUGGGAGAGCUGGGUGGAGAGGAACCUACUGAUGCACGGAGUUGUCAACUCUUAAGUUUGUAGCCGUCAAGUUUAAAAGCUUAAAUGAUCCAAUGUUGGAAAAAACUCUCAGGGCCCAGGGAAAAUGGAAAUUUCCUUAAGGAUGUUAGUUUCCACGUGUUGUCAAUCUAAACUAAGCACGCACGGGUGCCAGGUGCUUCAGCUCUAGCAACCUAUAAACUCCCAAACCCUGGCACGUGCAACUACUCUCAUUUCUCAGAGGAGGAGGCAGAAGCCGCAGACCUGGGAGGUUGUUGCUAAAUGCUGAGGCCCCUUUCUUGUCGAAGAUCGUGGGGACAGACCUCCAGUUUAGGUUGCAGUGAGGAAUAUUCAUUUAACCAACAAAUAUUUAUUGAGUGCCUACUAUAUAUGUAUAUGCAGGUAGGCCCUCGAAAUUAGCCGUGGGAUUAAAAAGAUAAGUCUUGUUUUCCAGGAAGGAGCUCCCCGAAGAGUGGGGCAGCCGGCUAGGUAAACAGUUCCAGAAAAGUCCGGUGAGGGCCGUGCGAGGAGCCAGCAGCCGGUGCGGGGAAGGCGUCGCAGGACUGGCGUUCGAGAUAGGGUUGAAGCCGUGUCCUGAAAAAGCCGGGCCGGAGGGGGCUGUCCCCGGUGUCACUCGAGUUCCCUCAUCCUGUCAUUUCACCCGGCGACUCCGAGAGCAAGAAGAAGGGUCUCCCCCGGAACUUUAGAGAAGGGUCUCCCUCCCGGGGCCCGAUCGUCUCCGUCCCCGCUCGCACUUCCUGAGUCGCCCGCGCCCGGCCGCCGCCGCCCCGCUCCGGCCCCCGCAGCCCGCGGCGCCCGCCCGAGGGAGCCCCGGCGCCCGCGGAAGGCAGCAGUGGGCGAGCGCGCCCCCGCCAGCCCCGCGCCCCAGCCCUGCCCCGCGAGGAAGGACCGGGAAGAUGAACAACGGCGGCAAAGCCGAGAAGGAGAACACCCCGAGCGAGGCCAACCUGCAGGAGGAGGAGGUCCGGACCCUGUUUGUCAGUGGUCUUCCUCUGGAUAUCAAACCUCGGGAGCUCUAUCUGCUUUUCAGACCAUUUAAGGGCUAUGAGGGUUCUCUUAUAAAGCUCACAUCUAAGCAGCCCGUAGGCUUUGUCAGUUUUGACAGUCGCUCAGAAGCAGAAGCUGCAAAGAAUGCCUUGAACGGCAUCCGCUUCGAUCCUGAAAUUCCGCAAACACUACGACUAGAGUUUGCUAAGGCAAACACGAAGAUGGCCAAGAACAAACUCGUAGGGACUCCAAACCCCAGUACUCCUCUGCCCAACACUGUACCUCAGUUCAUUGCCAGAGAGCCAUAUGAGCUCACAGUGCCUGCACUUUACCCCAGUAGCCCUGAAGUGUGGGCCCCGUACCCUCUGUACCCGGCGGAGCUAGCGCCUGCUCUACCUCCUCCUGCUUUCACCUACCCCGCUUCACUGCAUGCCCAGUGUUUCUCUCCUGAGGCAAAGCCCAGCACACCUGUCUUUUGUCCACUUCUCCAGCAAAUUAGAUUUGUCUCUGGGAAUGUGUUUGUAACGUAUCAGCCUCCUGCAGACCAGCAGAGGGAGCUCCCAUGUUGAAUGUGUUUGUUAGCUAUUUUUUUCCCCCCACCUUUUGCAAAAAACUAUUUCUUGGCGACGUGUGAGAGAUUUCAAUAAAAAUUUUAAUCAGAGCAAAAA
This is a messenger RNA of Lemur catta (Ring-tailed lemur), 1708 nucleotides long. It is a transcript of the gene RBPMS, whose product is annotated as RNA binding protein, mRNA processing factor. The record is from RefSeq and is a predicted model, not a curated record. The transcript is spliced from 8 exons. The coding region runs from base 950 to 1609 and encodes 219 amino acids. Lineage: Eukaryota; Metazoa; Chordata; Mammalia; Primates; Lemuridae. Gene Ontology annotation, molecular function: mRNA binding.